AUGGCUCGUCUUUUUGUUUGGAUCAACUCUACGAUCCUGUUGCUUUUUGGCACGGAUGUCUUCUUGGUGGGAGCAAACCGGCCUCCAGCUCCCGAGAAUGUAUCUGUGAUCCACCUCCGGGCUGACUCUGCCACUGUGUCCUGGGACGUUCCAGAGGGAGACACCAUCAUCGGCUUUUCCAUCUCGCAACAAAGGCAGGACGGACACAUGCAGAGGUUCAUUCGGGAGGUGAACACGACCAGCCGCUCCUGUGUGCUGUGGGACCUGGAGGAGGAGGCGGACUACAUCAUCCAGGUCCAGUCCAUCGGUCUGUACGGGGAGAGCCAGGCCAGCAAGAAGGUCCACUUCCGAACGCUCAAGAAAACUGACCGCCUGCCCUCCAACAGCUCCAAUCAAGAUGACCCCACAGUGCUGGGCCUGGACAAGUCAAGACACCUUCAAACGGGGGAGAUGAUCAUUAUUGUGGUGGUCCUGGUCAUGUGGGCAGCCGUGAUCGCCCUGUUCUGCCGCCAGUAUGACAUCAUCAAAGACAACGACUCCAGCAACAACAAAGAGAAGGCCAAGCCGUCGUCGGAGCACAGCACGCCCGAGCACCACAGCGGGGGCCUUCUCCGGAGCAAGUUCCAUCCAUCCACGCCUUCUAUCAACAUCAUUGAAGUGUGA
This is a messenger RNA of Knipowitschia caucasica, 663 nucleotides long. NCBI's taxonomy places the organism in Eukaryota, Metazoa, Chordata, Actinopteri, Gobiiformes, Gobiidae. The record is from the annotation of a GenBank genome assembly.